GCAGAGGCAUCUUGCAUCAGCCCGGGGAAGUUCGCUCCUCGCCUGGCUCCCGCCGCCCGGGCGAGGGGCGAGCAGCCCACCCUGCUGCCGUCCCCAUCCUGCUCCGGACUCCCGCCAUGCCGGCCCUGCCCAGAGCUGCCCUGCUGUUACUGCUGCUGCUGCUGCUGCUGUGCAUCCUGCUGGCAGCCAGAGCCCAGGUCAACCCCGCUGUGUGCCGGUACCCCCUGGGAAUGUCGGGUGGGCACAUCCCUGAUGAGGACAUCUCAGCCUCCAGCCAGUGGUCCGAGUCCACGGCCGCCAAGUACGGACGGCUGGACUCGGAGGAGGGCGAUGGUGCCUGGUGCCCCGAGAUCCCAGUAGAGCCUGACGACCUGAAGGAGUUCCUGCAGAUUGACCUGCGUGCCCUCCACUUCAUCACACUGGUGGGCACCCAGGGCCGUCACGCCGGAGGGCACGGCAAUGAGUUUGCCCCCAUGUACAAGAUCAACUACAGCCGGGACGGCACCCGCUGGAUCUCCUGGCGGAACCGGCACGGGAAGCAGGUCCUGGAUGGAAACUCCAACCCCUACGACAUCGUCCUCAAGGACCUGGAGCCACCGCUCAUUGCGCGCUUCGUCCGCUUCAUCCCCGUCACCGACCACUCCAUGAACGUGUGCCUGCGUGUGGAGCUGUACGGCUGCGCGUGGCUUGACGGGCUGGUGUCCUACAGUGCUCCGGCCGGGCAGCAGCUCGUCCUACCCAGCGGCACCGUCAUCUACCUGAACGACUCUGUGUAUGAUGGGGCCUUCGGGUACAGCAUGACAGAGGGCCUGGGCCAGCUGACAGAUGGCGUGUCGGGGCUGGAUGACUUCACACAGACCCACGAGUACCACGUCUGGCCGGGCUAUGACUACGUGGGCUGGCGCAAUGAGAGCACAGCCGGCGGCUACGUGGAGAUCACCUUCGAGUUUGACCGCAUCAGGAACUUCACCACCAUGAAGGUGCACUGCAACAACAUGUUCGCCAAAGGGGUGAAGAUCUUCAAGGAGGUGCAGUGCUAUUUCCGAUCCGAUGCCAACGAGUGGGAGCCCAACGCCAUCUCCUCGGUGCUGGUGCUGGACGACGUCAACCCCAGCGCCCGCUUCGUCACCGUGCCCCUGCUGCACCGCAUGGCCAGUGCCAUCAAGUGCCAGUACUACUUCGCCGACACCUGGAUGAUGUUCAGCGAGAUCACCUUCCAGUCGGAUGCAGCCAUGUACAACAACUCAGCAGUUCCCCCGGAGAUGCCCAUGGCCCCCACCACAUACGACCCCACGCUCAAGAUGGACGAUAGCAACACACGCAUCCUGAUCGGGUGCCUGGUGGCAAUCAUCUUCAUCCUGGUGGCCAUCAUCGUCAUCAUUCUGUGGCGGCAGUUCUGGCAGAAGAUGCUGGAGAAGGCAUCACGGAGGAUGCUGGAUGACGAGAUGACCGUCAGCCUCUCCCUGCCCAGUGAAUCCAGCAUGUUCAACCACAAUCGCUCCUCCUCCUCCAGCGAGCACGAGUCCAAUUCCACCUACGACCGCAUAUUUCCCUUGGGUCCGGACUACCAGGAGCCCUCACGCCUGAUCCGCAAGCUGCCUGAGUUCACGGCGGGUGAGGAGGACACGGGCUGCAGUGGCCUCGUGAAGCCAUCCCCGGCCAGCGGCCCCGAGGGUGUCCCGCACUACGCCGAGGCUGAGAUUGUGAACCUGCAGGGCGUCACGGGUGGCAACACCUACUCGGUGCCGGCCCUCACCAUGGACCUGCUGUCUGGCAAGGACGUGGCUGUCGAGGAGUUCCCCAGGAAGCUGCUGACCUUCAAGGAGAAGCUAGGGGAGGGCCAGUUUGGGGAGGUUCAUCUCUGUGAGGUGGAGGGGAUGGAGAAGUUCGCGGACAAGGAGUUCACCCUGGAGGGCUUGGAUGCCAGCCCCAACUGCCCCGUUCUAGUGGCUGUGAAGAUGCUGCGGGCCGAUGCCAACAAGAAUGCCAGGAAUGAUUUCCUGAAGGAAAUCAAGAUCAUGUCACGGCUCAAGGACCCCAACAUCAUCCGGCUGCUGGCGGUGUGCAUCACGGACGACCCGCUGUGCAUGAUCACUGAGUACAUGGAGAACGGCGACCUCAACCAGUUCCUGUCCCGCCACGAGGCGCAGAGCCCACCUGAUGCCCAGGUGCCCACCAUCAGCUACAGCGACCUGCGCUUCAUGGCCACCCAGAUCGCCUCCGGCAUGAAGUACCUGUCCUCCCUCAACUUCGUGCACCGUGACCUGGCCACACGCAACUGCCUGGUGGGCAAGAGGUACACCAUCAAGAUCGCCGACUUCGGCAUGAGCCGGAACCUCUACAGCGGGGACUACUACCGCAUCCAGGGCCGUGCUGUGCUGCCCAUCCGCUGGAUGUCCUGGGAGAGCAUCCUGCUGGGCAAAUUCACCACGGCCAGCGAUGUGUGGGCGUUUGGUGUGACACUGUGGGAGACCUUCACGCUGUGCCGGGAGCAGCCCUACUCACAGCUGUCUGACGAGCAGGUCAUCGAGAACACCGGGGAGUUCUUCCGGGACCAGGGCCGGCAGACGUACCUUCCCAAGCCUGCACUGUGCCCCGACUCUGUCUAUAAGCUAAUGCUGAGCUGCUGGAGACGGGACACUAAAGACCGUCCCUCCUUCCAGGACCUGCACCGCCAGCUGCAGGAGGCGGCCACCGAGGAGUGACCCCGUGCCCAGCGGGCACCCACUUCCCAGGAGGAGAAGCCCCAUUGUGGCAGGGGGAGCACAGGGCAGCACGGCCCGGGGGGCUCCGAGCUGGGAGCACUGCGGGCUGGACAGAGGUUAUUUAUUGGGGACAGUGACUUUGUGGGCCCAGGACCACGUGCCUUAAGGGAACCCCUCCGGUUCCUCGCCGUGCACCAUCAGACCCCUGCAUGCGGAUGGGAGGAACUGUGGAUUUCAGGGUGCACGGACCCCUCUGACUGUUUUUUUUUACACCGUUACUUCGUCGCGGCACCAUUCGCAGUACCCUAUUGCUGAGGCAUGUAUAUAUUCAGUAGAUGCACCUGUAUAUACGGGAGAACCCGCUGAAGAGAU
Gallus gallus (chicken) is the source of this 3077-nucleotide messenger RNA. It is a transcript of the gene DDR2, whose product is annotated as discoidin domain receptor tyrosine kinase 2. Bases 117 to 2705 code for a protein of 862 amino acids. The record is from RefSeq and is a predicted model, not a curated record. The transcript has 17 exons. Lineage: Eukaryota; Metazoa; Chordata; Aves; Galliformes; Phasianidae. Gene Ontology annotation, cellular component: signaling receptor complex; membrane. Gene Ontology annotation, biological process: cell surface receptor protein tyrosine kinase signaling pathway; multicellular organism development; protein phosphorylation. Gene Ontology annotation, molecular function: collagen binding; protein tyrosine kinase collagen receptor activity; ATP binding.